AGAACUAUACAAUUUCUUAUAAAGAUGAUGGCCAGCUUUUGUUGUGACAAGAAAAAUUGCAAGGUUUCGAUUCUGUCUGCAUAAGUGAAUUCACAUCUCCAAAAUACCCUCUGUUAAGUCGGUGAGCACUGAGCAGCAAACUUUUAACCUGAGUGUAGAGUGAGGAGCAAUACAUCCAAACAUGCAGCACUUUAAGUAGUUCUUUUUGGUGUUGGGAAAUAUUAAUUAAUUAUGAUCAGUGACAUAGUUAGACAGUGUUGCCUUUUCUUUUUCAAGACAAUUAUCUUUCUUUGGCCCAUCAGCACAUAAGUGAGUAUCAUAUUUCUUGUCUUAAAAUAUCAUAAAUUCUGGUUGUGAAUCUGUUUUAGUUUCUUCUUACUACCAAAUUUAGAAGAGGGUUGCUCCAUUUUGGCGGGCAGAGAACGCUUUGCUGUCUUGAGUGUGACAUGGGAGUAGUUAUCAGUCGUAUUGUGUAAUUUCUGCAGUUGGAGAUGACCACGUAUUACGUGGUACAGGAGCUGACAGAGAAGCAGACACACCCCCUCAAAAGUUCAGAAAGCUACUUAUAUUCUCCGGAAAUGAUUACUUGGGUUUGAGUUCACAUCCUUCGGUAGGUAAGGCAUCUGCAAAGGCUGCAGAGGAACAUGGAAUGGGGCCAAGAGGUUCUGCUCUGAUCUGUGGUUAUACAAAUUAUCAUAGGCGACUUGAGACUUGCCUGGCAGAACUGAAGAAAAAAGAGGAUUGCCUUCUUUGUCCCACAGGCUUUUCAGCCAAUAUGGCUGUAAUGACAGCAAUAGGAAGUCUUGGUUCUCUGUUAGCUGCAGGUGCAAAAUGUACAAGUGAUGAAAAAAUUGCCAUAUUUUCUGAUGCUUUAAAUCAUGCAUCCAUUAUUGAUGGCAUCCGUCUUGCUGAGAGACAACAAAGCAUACAGCUGUUUGUUUACAAACAUUGUGAUGUGUCCCACCUUAAUGAACUAUUAUUGAGUUGCAAAAUGAAAAAGAGGAUUGUUGUGACUGAUAGCUUGUUUAGUAUGGAUGGAGACUUCGCACCAAUGGCAGAGCUGGCAAUGCUUCGUAAUAAGCAUGGAUUUCUUUUGGUGAUUGAUGAUGCUCAUGGCACAUUUGUUUGUGGUAAAAAUGGUGGGGGUGUUGCUGAGGAGUUUAACUGUGAAAGAGAUGUUGAUAUAUGUGUGGGCACUCUGAGUAAGGCCGCAGGUUGCCAUGGUGGAUUUAUAGCAUGCAGCAAAAGGUGGAAGCAACUUGUUCAAUCGAGGGGUCGUGCUUUUAUAUUUUCAACUUCUACCCCAGUACCAGUUGCUGCUGCUGCAAGUGCUGCUGUUUUUGUGGCAAAAAAGGAAAAUUGGCGUAGGGUGGCUGUCUGGAACAGGGUGCGAGAUUUUCAUGCUUUGACUGGAAUUCCUAUUACAAGUCCAAUUAUUUCCCUUAUUGUGGGGAGUGAAGAAAAGGCCUUGCAAGCUAGCAGGCAUCUUUUAAAAUCUGGUUUCCACAUAACUGCAAUCAGACCCCCAACUGUGCCCCCAAACUCCUGCAGGCUGAGAAUUACUUUGAGCGCAGCACACACAAUGGAUGAUUUGAUAAAGCUAACAUCGGCAUUGUCUCAGUGCAUCGACUUGCAAAAAAGCGGGUUCUACUACACAAAUGCUAGUCUCAGUGCAAAGCUGUAGUGUAAUCAGUUGAUACUUGGUAUCUAUAAUCUAAUCAUGGAAUAACAUUUACUUUUGAUC
Molecule: messenger RNA, 1744 nt
Organism: Daucus carota subsp. sativus
Lineage: Eukaryota; Viridiplantae; Streptophyta; Magnoliopsida; Apiales; Apiaceae
Product: 8-amino-7-oxononanoate synthase
Exons: 11
Coding region: 650-1684 (344 amino acids)
Biological process (GO): biotin biosynthetic process
Molecular function (GO): pyridoxal phosphate binding
Source: RefSeq, a predicted model, not a curated record